This is a messenger RNA of Oncorhynchus nerka (sockeye salmon), 3221 nucleotides long. RefSeq names its product zinc finger protein 658B-like. Gene Ontology annotation, biological process: regulation of transcription by RNA polymerase II. Gene Ontology annotation, cellular component: nucleoplasm. Bases 720 to 2237 code for a protein of 505 amino acids. NCBI's taxonomy places the organism in Eukaryota, Metazoa, Chordata, Actinopteri, Salmoniformes, Salmonidae. The record is from RefSeq and is a predicted model, not a curated record. The transcript has 3 exons. Gene Ontology annotation, molecular function: RNA polymerase II cis-regulatory region sequence-specific DNA binding; DNA-binding transcription repressor activity, RNA polymerase II-specific.
UGGUGGAAUAUUGACUCAGAAAUAUACCACUCUUUCUAGAACUUGUGAAUUCAAUAUAGACUUUAUUACAAACUUAACAGAGCCGAACCCUUUCAUGAAAAAUACAAAAUUCUCAUAUUACAGAGUCCUGCCUUUAUAGGAUUCUGUCUUUGCAUAACGUAUAGAGCCCCCUCCCUCUGUAUGAAAAUAGCUUUCCUUGACCUUUCUCCACCAUCAUCUUUCCAUCUCAGUUCUUGCUUGUUAACGCCCACAUCUGACUGCUGUAUAGGUUAUAAUGGUAGCGGGGUCCUGGUCCUAUACGUUCCAUUCCUUAUAUAGCCAUUCUGUCUCAGCUCUUCAAAGUGGACAGCCUAGAUGCUGCUAAUAAUGGAAAUGGAACCAUAGUCCCACAGUCACAGGAAUAAACUCUACCUCCCUAAUCUACAAUUCAACAGACUAGGAAUAAACAUCUCAUCUGGUUCACUUGGUCUGAACUCUGCAAACGACCGACCGUAAACGAGUGUCUACAAUGAAUCAGGAAACACUCUCCCUCCAACCCUCCUCCCCCCUACCCCUCCCGGAGUCCCCGGGUCGUACCUCUCCUGGUAACACCUUACUGCUGGGUCUGAAGAGGUUGUCUGUGCGGUUGGUCGACUGCAGGAAAACACCGGCGCUAAGGGACAGUCCUAUCUGUCACUCUCUCGGUAGAAGGGGCUUGUCAUCUGGGCAGGCAAAACAUCAUGAUGCUGUCGAGGCAGAGAAAAGUGUCUCAAGAUCAGAAACACCUCAAGAAACAACAGCUGAGACCCAUGAGGAAGAAACCUCACUGCUGCUCUGACUGUGGGAAGAGUUACACCUCUAAAGUAAACCUUAGAGGACACCAGAGAAUUCAUACUGGAGAGAAACCUCACUGCUGCGCCCAGUGUGGAGCUAGCCUCUCCUCUGCGAGUGCACUGGAAGGACACAUGCGGAUUCACACUGGAGAAAAACCAUACCAGUGCUCAGAAUGUGGGCAGAGAUUUAAAGACUCCAGUGGUUUACGGAUACACGAGAGAAUAAAACACACCGGUGAAAAACCACACUGUUGCUCUGACUGCGGGAAGAGAUUUGCUACAUCACAAAGCUUAAAAGCUCACUGGCGGAUUCACACUGGAGAGAGACCAUUCCACUGCUCCGAGUGUGGGAAGAGUUUCACAGAAGCCUCAGCACUGUCUGAACACAAACGAAUACACACAGGAGAGAAGCCUCAUCACUGUGAGCUGUGCGGGGGAAGCUAUUCCUCUUCUAAAUUACUCAGACUACACCAGAGGAUUCACACAGGGGAGAAACCUUACCAAUGCACUGACUGUGGGAAAAACUUCAGAUUUGUAUCUUCUUUAAGAUGUCACCAGCUAAGACAUACUGGAGAGAAGCCCCACCAAUGUACUGAGUGUGGGAAGAGGUUUGCUGUUAAGACUGGACUCUUGCGACAUAAGAAAGUGCACACUGGAGAGAAAGGCUACCAAUGUCCACAGUGUGGCAAGAAGCUAGGAUCAUCUAAUUCUCUAGAGCAGCAUAAGCGAACACACACUGGACAGAAACCCUUCCACUGUUUCCACUGUAAGUUGAGCUUUGCCACUAAUUCAGCCCUGUGCACACACCAGAGAAUUCAUACAGGUGAGAAACCACACAGCUGCAAUGUUUGCCAGAGGAGUUUUGGACGGUCGGAUCACCUGAAAAAUCAUAUGCAAAUUCACACGGGAGAAAAGCCAUACCACUGCUCUAAGUGCGAGCUGAGUUUCACUAACAACAGAUCUCUGAAAGAACAUGAGGUCAGACAUACAGAAGAUAAACCUCACUGCUGCUCCCAGUGCGGUGCUAGUCUCUCCUCUGCCAGGGCACUGGAAGGACACAUGCGGAUUCACACUGGAGAGAAACCGUAUGAGUGCUCUGAAUGUGGGCAGAAGUUUGCACACAGAGCCAAUCUUAGGACACACCGAAGAAUACACACAGGAGAGAAACCCUAUCACUGCUCUGACUGCAAGAAGAGCUUUUCCAGACUUGACUCUUUAAAUAAUCACAAGUUCACACAUUUAGAGAAGAAGAUGUACCAUUGCUCUCAGUGUGAGUCGAGCUGCACAACGCUAGGUGCAUUGAAGAAACACAAGCUUAUUCACACUGGAGAGAAGCCUUACCACUGCUCCCACUGUGACAAGAGCUUCCUUUGGCAACAGUCUCUCAAAGGACACGAGCGUCUUCACAAGGGAGAGAAACCAUAAUCUUGCUCAGACUGCGGGAACAACUUUGCCACAAUGGCAACCUUGCGAAUUCACCAGCGAAGACACACAGGAGAGAGGCCAUACCAAUGCCCUUUCCCUGACUGUGGGAAGAGUUUUUCCCAGGCCAGCGCCUUGAAAGUUCACAAGAGAAGGCACACAGGAGAGAAGCCACACCACUGUGAUCAGUGUGGGAUGAGUUUUGUCACGUCGGGUGACUUUCAAUCUCACCAGCAAACUCACUCCAAAUAGAAGCCUUACUGCUGCACAGCCUGUGGACUUAGUUUUUGAUCUGAUUCCUUAAAGAUUCACCAGAGAGUCCACACAGGAGGGAGGCCGUACAGCUGCUAAGAGUGUGACAGGAGUUACACCUUGAAGUGUCACCUUACUAGACACCAGCUGACACACAGAGAAACCUCACCACUGCUCUGACUGUAGGAAGAGUUUUGUUCUCUCAGGCAACCCAUUUUUUUUAACCGAGAGAAACCUCACCACUGCUCUGACUGUGGGGAAAUGCUUUACCACUGUUUUUCUAAUAUGUAAAAAAAAAAAAAAAAAAAAAUCUAAUUUUUUAAAAUAAAAUGAUAAAAAGUAUAUUAGAAAAAUUACAUAUUUACCAGAUUUAGUUUGUUAUUAAUAGUUUGAUUAUAUACUUAACUAAUAGUAAGAAAUGUAUGUUAUUUUUAAAUAUCUGUGUGAACUGAGAGGAGCCUAAAAUCCAAUAGAUAAGAUGUGGUUAUGUAAUGUAACCCAGAUGAGGAGAACCUAGGGGAGUAGAACAACCCCCGCCCCCCAGUGCAGAUGACCACAGGAUAAACCCAAAGUGGCUUUUAUGGUGACCCAAUCUCCAGGGGAGGGGUGGAAAAAGCAUUGCCUGUAAAGUUUUGGCUGCUCUGCCCAACAGUCAAGAGUGUUGGGCUUGAUUAGUCUUUCAUUAUUGCAAUAAUUAAUCAAUAUUAAAUAAAGAUGAUUGUUUGAAACACCUGU